This is a messenger RNA of Condylura cristata (star-nosed mole), 1743 nucleotides long. Its product is annotated as melanoma-associated antigen B4-like. The transcript is spliced from 3 exons. NCBI's taxonomy places the organism in Eukaryota, Metazoa, Chordata, Mammalia, Eulipotyphla, Talpidae. The record is from RefSeq and is a predicted model, not a curated record. Gene Ontology annotation, cellular component: nucleus. Bases 1 to 1743 code for a protein of 580 amino acids. Gene Ontology annotation, biological process: negative regulation of transcription by RNA polymerase II.
AUGUCCAGGGAAAGGGUCAGGAGCCCCGAGGGGGCCAGUAGCAAUGUCUCCCAGGUGACAGCCACCAUGGAUACCUAUGGCAAGGAUCCCCUCACCCGCAAGGCCAGCAAGCUGGUGCAGUUCCUGCUGGAGAAGUACAGAUCGCAGGAGCCCGUCACCCAGGUCGCCUUGCUGAAGGUGGUCAACAAGAAGUACAAGCCGCACUUCGCCGAGAUCCUCAGAAGAGCCUGUGAUCGCAUGGAGCUGGUGUUCGGGCUGGAGUUGAAGGAAGUCAACCGCAGCAACCCCACCUAUAUCCUGGUCAACAAGCUGGGGCUCUCCAGCGAAGAGGAUCUGUCCGGUGGUGUGGGCAUGCCCAAGACCGGCUUCCUGAUGGCGCUGCUGGGUGUGAUCUUCAUGAAGGGCAACCGGGCCUCGGAGGAGGAGGUGUGGGAAUUCCUCAAUGUCUUGGGGGUGCAUGCUGGCAGGAGGCACUUAAUUUUUGGGGAGCCCCGCAAAUUCAUCACCCAAGAUCUGGUGCAGGCCAAGUACCUGGAGUACCGCCAGGUGGCCGGCAGUGAUCCCCCCACUUACGAGUUCCUGUGGGGGCCGCGGGCCCACGCGGAAACCACCAAAAUGAAGGUUCUGAGCGUGCUGGCCAAGAUCAGCCACACCACCCCGAGUGCCUUCCCCGGGCUGUACGAGGAGGCUCUGUGUGAUGAGGUGGAGAGGGCAUCACUGCGAUGCCUGGCCAGGGCUCGCUCUGGUGGCCAGGUGCCCCUGCUGUCCCUGACCAGCGUCCUCAUGCCUCGCGGUCAGAAGAGCAAGCUCCGGGCCCGGGAGAAACGUCACCAGUCCCGGGGGGAGACCCAGAGUCCCGAGGGUGACCAGGCCCAGGCCCAGGCCCAGGAGCACAGGAGGGCCCUGGCCUGUGGCUGUCACCAUGUAAGGGUCCCCUGCCUCAUGUCCAGGGAAAGGGUCAGGAGCCCCGAGGGGGCCAGUAGCAAUGUCUCCCAGGUGACAGCCACCAUGGAUACCUAUGGCAAGGAUCCCCUCACCCGCAAGGCCAGCAAGCUGGUGCAGUUCCUGCUGGAGAAGUACAGAUCGCAGGAGCCCGUCACCCAGGUCGCCUUGCUGAAGGUGGUCAACAAGAAGUACAAGCCGCACUUCGCCGAGAUCCUCAGAAGAGCCUGUGAUCGCAUGGAGCUGGUGUUCGGGCUGGAGUUGAAGGAAGUCAACCGCAGCAACCCCACCUAUAUCCUGGUCAACAAGCUGGGGCUCUCCAGCGAAGAGGAUCUGUCCGGUGGUGUGGGCAUGCCCAAGACCGGCUUCCUGAUGGCGCUGCUGGGUGUGAUCUUCAUGAAGGGCAACCGGGCCUCGGAGGAGGAGGUGUGGGAAUUCCUCAAUGUCUUGGGGGUGCAUGCUGGCAGGAGGCACUUAAUUUUUGGGGAGCCCCGCAAAUUCAUCACCCAAGAUCUGGUGCAGGCCAAGUACCUGGAGUACCGCCAGGUGGCUGGCAGUGAUCCCCCCACUUACGAGUUCCUGUGGGGGCCGCGGGCCCACGCGGAAACCACCAAAAUGAAGGUUCUGAGCGUGCUGGCCAAGAUCAGCCACACCACCCCGAGUGCCUUCCCCGGGCUGUACGAGGAGGCUCUGUGUGAUGAGGUGGAGAGGGCAUCACUGCGAUGCCUGGCCAGGGCUCGCUCUGGUGGCCAGGCCCGCGUGCCCUCGGGGGCCAAGCCACCCAGCUCCCCCCACACCUAG